Molecule: messenger RNA, 3399 nt
Organism: Cariama cristata (Red-legged seriema)
Lineage: Eukaryota; Metazoa; Chordata; Aves; Cariamiformes; Cariamidae
Gene: USP31
Product: ubiquitin specific peptidase 31
Exons: 15
Coding region: 19-3399 (1126 amino acids)
Biological process (GO): protein deubiquitination
Molecular function (GO): cysteine-type deubiquitinase activity
Source: RefSeq, a predicted model, not a curated record
AUUGUGUCCAAGAACGCUAUGCAGUACCGUGGGAAUGCCCAGCAUGAUGCGCAGGAGUUCCUGCUUUGGCUUCUAGACAGAGUCCAUGAAGAUCUAAACAAUGUAGUGAAUUACAGUGGCAUGCCUCCACUCAAGCCACCGCUGGAGGAUGAUGUGCUGUUCGAGGGACCAGCCUUUCCAAUCAGUAGUACUUUUGUGCAGGAACUCUUUCAAGCCCAGUACAGGUCCUCUCUGACGUGCCCUCAUUGCCAGAAGCAGAGUAACACCUUUGACCCUUUUCUCUGCAUCUCUCUACCGAUUCCUUUGCCUCAUACACGGCCGCUUUACAUCACCGUGGUGUACCAGGGGAAGUGCUCUCACUGCAUGCGGAUCGGGGUGGCAGUGCCCAUCUCUGGAACGGUGGCCAGGCUGCGGGAGGCUGUCUCCUCAGAGACCAAGAUACCCACGGAGCAGAUCGUGCUGACGGAGAUGUACUAUGAUGGAUUUCAUCGUUCCUUCUGUGAUACUGAUGACCUGGACACCAUUCAUGAAAGCGACUGCAUUUUUGCCUUUGAGACCCCAGAGAUAUUUAGGCCCGAGGGUAUCCUCAGUCAGAGAGGAAUACAUGUGAACAAUAACCUGAAUAACUUGAAAUGUGGCACUGAGCACUCCCGAACAAUACCGUACUCUCAAGGAACAGUGAAGUCUGGAAAACUGGAACAGUCCUCUACUAAACCAGCAGCGAACGACAAGAUUGUCUUGCUGGUGUGUAACAGAGCGUGCACUGGACAGCAGAGCAAAAGGUUUGGCUUGCCCUUUGUGUUGCAUUUGGAAAAAACAAUUGCUUGGGAUAUUCUGCAGAAGGAAAUUCUGGAGAAGAUGCAGUAUUUCCUGCGGCCUACAGCCUGCAUGCAGGUUUGCCCAUUCAGUUUGCGAGUGGUCAGUGUUGUAGGCAUAACAUACUUGCUACCUCAGGAGGAGCGACCUCUCUGCCAUCCAGCAGUGGAAAGGGCAUUGAAGUCAUGUGGACAGGGGGGAACUGCUCAUGUGAAAUUAGUGGUAGAAUGGGACAAAGAAACUAAAGAUUACUUGUUUGUGAAUACAGAAGAGGAGUAUAUUCCAGACUCUGAAAGUGUCCGCCAGCAGAGAGAGCUUCAUCAUCAACCUCAGACCUGCACUUUAUCUCAGUGUUUCCAACUGUACACCAAAGAGGAACAGCUUGCCCCAGAUGAUGCAUGGCGAUGCCCACACUGCAAGCAGCUGCAGCAGGGUAGCAUCACACUGAGCCUCUGGACCUUACCUGAUGUCCUCAUCAUACAUCUUAAAAGGUUUAGACAGGAAGGAGACCGAAGGAUGAAACUUCAGAACAUGGUUAAAUUCCCCCUGAGUGGCUUGGACAUGACUCCGCAUGUUGUUAAACGCAGUCAGAGCAGCUGGAGUCUGCCAUCUCACUGGUCACCCUGGAGGAGACCUUAUGGUCUCGGAAGGGAUCCUGAGGACUAUAUCUAUGACCUGUAUGCUGUCUGCAAUCAUCAUGGCACCAUGCAAGGGGGACACUACACCGCAUAUUGCAAAAACUCAGUUGAUGGCCAGUGGUACUGCUUUGAUGACAGUGAUGUUCAGCAACUUUCUGAAAAUGAAGUCUGCAAGCAGACAGCUUAUAUUCUUUUCUACCAGAGACGCACAGCAAUCCCAUCGUGGUCUGCUAACAGCUCUGUGGCAGGCUCCACAAGCUCCUCACUCUGUGAGCACUGGGUCAGCCGUCUUCCUGGUAGCAAGCAACCCAGCAUUGCUUCAGCAGCAUCAUCGCGGCGCACAUCUCUGGCUUCACUCUCAGAAUCGGUAGAGCUGACUGGGGAAAGGAGUGAAGAUGAUGGAGGAUUUUCAACUCGGCCAUUUGUGAGAAGCGUCCAGCGUCAGAGCUUGUCAUCCAGAUCUUCUGUUACCAGCCCACUGGCAGUGAGUGAAAACGGUGUCAGGCCCUCGUGGUCGCUCUCUGCAAAACUGCAGUUGCGCUCCAACUCUCCAUCACGCUUCUCUGGAGAUUCCCCUGUACAUACCUCUGCUUCCACCCUGGAGAAGAUUGGGGAGGCUGCUGAUGAUAAAGUCUCCACCUCUUGCUUUGGCAGCCUGAGGAAUCUCUCUAGCAGCUACUUGGAGCCCUGUGAUGGCAGUCGGCGAGAGCACAGGAUGGCUCGCAGAGCUCCUUUGGCUGUCAUGGAAGGGGCAUUCAGGGAAGAGUCUGUUGUAAGGACAUCUAGCUCAGAUCUUUCAGAUGAAUAUGGUAAAAGCUCUGUGCAGCCAGACAGGAAUCACCCUGCUUUGGACCCUUUUGAUAACAACAAUCAAAUCGCCUUUGUUGAUCAGAGUGAUUCUGUGGAUAGCUCUCCAGUCAAGGAGGUGAAAGCUCCCAGUGGGACAGGGCUGGCUGCAGAGAAGGCAGAUGACACCCCUAAGAAGAUUCACAGCUCCAAGGGGAUUUCUGAGCCAGACAAAAGUUUGAGGAAGGGAAGGACAGUCUUAUCUACCCAAGAGACCAAAGUCUCUCACUCUUCUCCUCCUGCACUAAAGAGUUCCCAGAAAGUUUCCCGGUCUAGAAGUAAGAUGGACUCCUCUAGGGCCAGUGGGCGACAUGGGUCUCCUGCUCCCACUCAGGCUAGGAAGGACCAUAGCACGAAGCCCCUUGAGGUGGCUCUCCCAUCAGCUCUACAAAAGCAAAAGUCGGGUGGUUCUCCAUCCUCCACAGCUGCCAAGAGAACCCCAUCAAGCUCAUUGACUAAGGGCUCUUCUGCUGGGAAGAGCCGGACUUCAGACCGAAGCCUCAGCAGGGAGGGCUCUAAGAUAAGUCUGGGGUCGGAUAAAACAAGUGUUACCAGCAGUUCAAGAACAAGCUCCCCACGGAUAAGCCACUCUAGGAGUGACAGCAGGGCAGUAGACAGCAAGCACGUGCGGAGUUCCUCUAUGGCCAGCCUGCGGUCUCCAAAUGUUGGUGUGCGUUCUGGUUUGAAGAGGGACAGUAAGUCAGAAGAGAAAGGAUUGUCUUUCUUUAAAUCAGCCUUAAGGCAGAAGGAGACACGACGGUCAGCAGACCUGGGGAAGACAACGAUGCUCUCAAAAAAGGCAGGGAGUGGCAGUUCCAAGUCAGGCAGUAAAAAUGUGCUGGAAGACAAAUCAGAGAAAGGUGUUGUCCCACCAGCCUCUCAAACCAAUGCCAGCAUUACUGCAAAAGAAAAACUUGUCCCAAAAGAUGCCACACCCAACAAACACUCUCUGCUAUCUAGUCGCAAGUCCAAGUCUUCCCAGAUAGAUCCCGGAGUCCAGUCUCCUCCUUCUAGUGGCAAGCAGUCUGCUGACAAGCCACUGAAAAAAUUACCUUCUAGCAUGCAGGUGUCUGUACGGCCUUCUCUGGAACCUCAGUGA